GUUUGCUCUAUAUAUAGAGCAAAUAUUUACCUCUUAUUAGUAAGAUAACAGCUGAAAUCCAUUCAAUUUCAAACAAAGCUUUCCAAAAAUACUAGUUUUGUUUUGAGGACAAAGAUAAGAAGCAUAUACCUUACUCUUUACAUAAUGAGUAGUGUCGACACGUUGGAAGCUGCAGCUAAAAGGGGAGACAUAAACAUUCUCUAUGGAGUGAUUGAGCGAGAUCCGAGUGUUUUAGAGCAUGUAGAAUCAAAGCCAUUUGUUGAAACUCCUUUGCAUAUAUUGCUGCAUCUAUGGGGCAUCUCCACUUUGCCAAUGAGAUUAUGGUAUUGAAGCCUUCAUUUGCUCUUAAACAAAAUCUGCAAGGACUCGCUCCCCUUCACGUUGCUCUACAACAUGGCCACGAGAAAAUGGUCCACCGCCUCGUAGACCUUAACAAUGAGCUCGUCCGAGUUCAAGGGAGAGAAGGUUUUACUCCUCUACACUUGGCCAGUCAAAUAGGAAACGUUGAACUCUUGAAUAAAUUCCUCGAUGUUUGUCCAGAUUCUAUCAAAGAUGUGACUAUUAGAAGUGAAACUGCACUACAUAUUGCAGCCAGAAAAGGACAAGAUCCUGCUCUUAAAGCCCUAGUUGGAUGGCUCUCCUCGAUUGGUGAUUUGCAGUUAAAGAGAACAAUAUUGAACUCGAAGGACGACCAAGACCAUACCAUUUUGAACAUUGCAGUACUCGAGAAUAGCAAAGAGGCAGUUGAAUUGUUGAUAGAGAGUUGUAUGAUGAAUUUAGAAGCUAAGAAUUUGGAGGGCAAUAUUAAUACAGCGUUGGCCAUAACAAGUAGCGAUGAUAUCCGGAGGACAUUAGAGAAAGCCGCCAUUAAAGCAAAUAAGUUUAGUUGGAAACGGUGGCUAAUAAAUAUUCGGUCUCGGCUAAGAAAACACAUGUCAGGGGAAGCACUGAACGCGUAUUUAGUUGUUCUGGCUCUUAUUGCAGCUGCCACUUAUCAAGCAACUCUGAGUCCUCCUGGUGGACUUUCUCAGACGGAUGGUGGGACUAAUAAUACUCUAAGUCGUGUGGCUUUCCAUUCAUUAAUAAAUAGCCGCAAAACUACUGCCGGAAAUGAAGGCAACUCGAUCUUGCCAACUUUUGACUUCCUUCUAUUCUUUAUGCCAAGUAUGAGUUGUUUUAUGGCUUCAACUAUGCUUAUUUUAGCCAUAUUGCCUAAAAAGGCUUCCUGGAUUCUACUAUAUACGCCAAUGUUACUCUUUCAAAUCAGCUACGUGGCAGCUUUGUUGGUCAUAUCUCCCACCCCUACUACCACCACAACAAUCAUUCUUUUAUUAUAUGCGUUUUGGUCUAUUCCUGGUUUUUUAAUUCUAAAAUUUAGUACUUGAGAUUGGCUGCAUAUAUAAUUAAUAUGUUUUAAUGUUUUUUUUUUUUAUCAUUAUUGUUUAAUAAUAUGAAAGCACUACUAUUUACU
Messenger RNA from Cajanus cajan (pigeon pea), 1471 nucleotides. RefSeq lists its product as uncharacterized. Lineage: Eukaryota; Viridiplantae; Streptophyta; Magnoliopsida; Fabales; Fabaceae. The record is from RefSeq and is a predicted model, not a curated record. Gene Ontology annotation, molecular function: protein binding.